CAGCGGAAAGAUGCUUCACCCUCUCGCGCGUUCCGGAGAAACCGAGUCACGCGGGGGCGCGCCGGCCGGGCGCUAGGACCCCGCAGCUUGGCCGAGGGGGGGCGUGGUGGGGCGGGUCGGCAGGAGAGGUAUUUAAAUUGGAGCCCGAGCCGCCCCCUCGCGGGUCGGGUUCCCGUGGGGCAGUGGAGCAGCCGUGGGCCUCCGCGGGCCGUGACCCCGGGGUCUGGCGCGGGGUGGGGCCGUGGGGGGCAGAUUUGCGCAAAAUGUGCCGGGGCUGCGCGGGAGAGGAGCGGCGGCCGCGCUGAGCCAGAGCCAUGAGCCACCAGAUCCUGCUGCUCCUGGCCGUGCUGACCCUGGGCCUGGCCACCUCCCAACACCGAGACAAGGUGCCCUGUAAGAUGGUAGACAAGGAGGUCUUGUGCCAGGGUCUUGGCCUGUUCCAGGUCCCCUCAAUGCUCCCGCUGGACAUCGAGGCCCUCGACCUAUCUGGAAACCAGCUGCAGAGAAUCCUGGCCUCGCCCCUGGGCUUCUACACAGAGCUUCGGCACCUGGACCUGAGCACCAAUGAGAUCAGCUUCCUCCAGACAGGUGUCUUCCAGGCCCUGCCCCACCUGGAGCACCUCAACCUGGCCCAUAACCGCCUGGCAGUGGGCACCGUGCUGAGCGCCCCUGGCCUGGGCCCCCUGCCGCAUGUGACAUCUCUGGACCUGUCUGGGAACAGUCUGUACAGUGGCCUGGUGGAGCGGCUGCUGGGGGAGGCACCUGCCCUGCGCACCCUCUCGCUGGCAGAGAACAGCCUGACCCGCCUCGCCCGCCAUACCUUCUGGGGCACACCCGUGCUUGAGCGGCUGGACCUCCACAGCAACGUGCUCAUGGACAUCGAGGACGGCGCUUUCGAGGCCCUGCCGCACCUGGCCCACCUCAAUCUCUCCAGGAAUUCUCUCACCUGCAUCUCUGACUUCAGCCUCCAGCAGCUGAGGGUGCUUGACCUGAGCUGCAACAGUAUUGAGGCCUUCCAGACGGCCCCAGAGCCCCAGGCUGAGUAUCAGCUCGCCUGGCUUGACCUGCGGGAGAACAGACUGCUCCACUUCCCUGACCUGGCCGCGCUCCCGAGACUCAUCUACCUGAACGUGUCCAACAACCUCAUCCGGCUCCCCGCAGAGCCACCCCGGGGCGGUGAGGGCAUCCAUGCACCUUCCGAGGGUUGGUCAGCCUCGCCCUUCUCGAACCCCAGCCGGAACUCCAGCACCCACCCCCUCUCCCAGCUCUUGGAUCUGGAUUUGAGCUACAAUGAGAUUGAGCUGGUCCCUGAGGGCUUUCUUGAGCCCCUGACCUCCCUGCGCUUCCUAAAUCUCAGCCGAAACUGCUUGCGAGCCUUUGAGGUGCGGCGUGCGGGCUUCCUGCCUUGCCUCGUGUACCUGGACGUCAGCCACAAUGCGCUGGAGACGCUGGAGCUGGGCCCCAGGGCCCUGGGAUCUCUGCGGACACUGCUCCUACAGGACAAUGCCCUGCAGGACCUGCCCCCCGACACUUUUGCCAGCCUGGCCAGCCUGCAGAAGCUUAACCUGCAGGGGAACCAGAUCAGGCCUUGCGGGGGGCCAGGUGAGCCUGGCCCCUCGGGCUGUGUGGCCUUCUCUGACAUCUCUUCCCUCCGCAUCCUGAACCUGGCGGACAAUGAGAUGGAGGUGCUCCGGCCGGGUGCCUUCCUCCACACGCCGCUUACUGAGCUGGACCUCUCUGCGAACCCAGGGCUGGAUGUGGCCACGGGGGCCUUGGCGGGCCUGGAGGCCUCCUUGGAGGUCCUGGCCCUGCAGGGCAACGGGCUGGCCAUCCUGCAAGUAGACCUGCCCUGCUUCAGCUGCCUGAAGCGACUCAAUCUUGCCGAGAACCGCCUGAGCCGCCUGCCUGCCUGGACGCAGGCAGUGUCACUGGAGGUGCUGGACCUGAGGAACAACAGCUUCAGCCUCUUGCCGGGCAGUGCCAUGGGCGGCCUCGAGACCAGCCUCCGGCGCCUCUACCUGCAGGGGAAUCCACUGAGCUGCUGCGGCAACGGCUGGCUGGCAGCCCAGCUGCACCAGGGCCGCGUGGACGUGGAUGCCACCCAGGACCUGACCUGCCGCUUCGGCUCCCGGGAGGAGGUAUCCCUGAGCCACGUGCGUCCUGAGGACUGUGAGAAGGGGGGGCUCAAGAAUGUCAACCUCAUCAUCAUCCUGACCUUCGCACUGGUCUCUGCCGUCCUCCUCACCACACUGGCCACCUGUUGCUGUGUCCGCCGGCAGAAGUUCAACCAGCAGUACAAAGCCUAGGGAGGCCAGAGACUGUAGAACGGCCCGGCCGGGAGCCCCGCCGGGUCAGCUGGGGAGCCAGAGGCACGGACAAGGGCGGGGACUGACCCAAGGUCACACAGGGUCUGAGAACUCUGCUCUCUAAAUCCCAGCCCAGGGCUCCUUUCCCUGUAUCCCGCUGUACUGGCAGGUGACCCACUUCCCAGGCCACACAUGUGGUCCAGCUGUGGAAGCCGGAAGUCAAGCGGUUUCAGGAGCGGCAGAAAAUAAGGUCGACCUAUCCAGUCAACGAAUCUUCGCCCGGCAUCUGUUUUGCACCACAUCCUGCUCUGGGGACUGGGGACGCCCGGCGACUGAGACACAUCCCUGCCCUCAGGCAUCUCCCGGCCCUGGUGGGGAGGUGGUCGCCAAGCCAGGCAGUGACCACACGGAGUGGGGAGAGCCAGGGCCCCAAAGCUCUCCAGCCCCAGCUGGCUGAGUCCUGGGGCUCCGUGGCGAGCCCUGCCUCAGCAGGGCCAGAGCAAAGGAGGGGCGAGACCCAGAAGACUUGUCUGAGCCGGUUCCAAGCAGACUGUUUGUCACAUCUUCUGAUAAUGACUUUCAGCCUCUCUGGAACAUGAAGAGCUUGUGACCGGAAGAGAAGUGGAGCCACAUGGAUCCGGCUACUAGGCGGGCUGCAGCGGCUCCUGGUUAAGAGGCGGUUGCCCUGGGUUCCGGCCGGGGGGUAGACCAUCCCAUUUCCCACUCCAAACAGGCUCUUGCCCCACCUGGCACCCUCGUGGUGCCCAUGCUAGCCCAAACACCGCUCCAGCCCCCCAGCUCCUCUGCAGGCAUAUGCAGGCAUGCUGUUCAGUCCCAGCCCUACGCCGGCUGGUGAGCCAGGAGUUAGAAGCUUAGGUAUCUGGUUCUGUUUUGCACCAGGCUCGGCCGCGGUGACACGUCUGCCUCUUUACGACAACCGUCUGAGGUCGGUCUUUUAUCCCAUUUCACCAAAACUCCAAAGCUCUCCCUUCAGGGUCCUCCGGCUAAGAAACGACAUAGCUGAGAUUCAGACUCAAAUUCUCCUGUCUACAGGAUGCCCCCAGGGCCUGACCUUCGCCACUGUGGGGGCUGUAGGCCGUUAGGUGGACAGGAAAUGGACCCACAUCGAGGGAACAGGCCCUGGGGGCAUCCUGUGCCGCAUAUACCCACCCACUCCUCUCCCGCCUCUCUCCUAGGCAGGUAGACACAGGCCGUCCCCUCCUCCUCUGCCUCAGUUUCCCUUACUCCCUCCUUUGCAGACUGGUGUGUAUUCACCUUUUUCUGUUUUGCUCUUGUGUUCCCUCUUCCUCCACUGAGCGAGGUCCUGAGUUUGAGACUAUUGAGUCCAACCUCCCCGUUGCACAGAUAGGGAAACUGAGGCUGGGGAAGAGAAUGGAAUUUGCUGAGAGCUUCACAAGUCGGUGGCAAAGCCUGUGAGAAAAAGUGGGUUCAGACCUCCCUGGGGGUGUGAGGGGGGUUUAGGGCUUGGACCUGGGUGAUUCCCUUCUCUCUCAGCUGUCAUAUCACAAGAUAAUGCUGGCUCCAAACUCUUUCGGGUCCUCAUCAGGCAGGGACUUUUUCCUCUUAGACACAUGAGUAGAAAUACUCAUCUGGGUGUAACUCCCUAUUCUUCACACCCAUGGAAUCAUGGACUUUCCAGGGAGCCCUGGAGUCAGCCCAAGACCCUGUGUUACUGUCCUCACCAUCUUCCCCAUGCUUGGCCCGUGGUCUGGCUCACGAUGGUGCUUGAGUGAGACAAUGAAAACACCCCUCUCUCGGCCCCAUUUUAUAGACAAGAAAACUGAGGCCCAGAGAGGGUCAAGGACUCAGGGAGUCAGUGGCAGAGCCGGGGCUAGAAGCUGGUAUCCUGGCCCCAGCCUGGGGCCCUGGUGGUGUGUGGGACAGCCGGGUGGACCCAGCCCUGGUUGGGAUCACAACCACAAGUGGUCACUGCACAUAAACACUCUUCCUCAGGCCUGGAGGGCGGGGCGUGGGCCCCUUCGUGCCUGAUCUUCGAAAACACUACGCAAUGCUGCUCUCACCUCCCAGGAGCCAGGCCACAGCCCUGGCCUCGGGACCAGCUCUUUGUAUAACCCACAUGAAUGUAUUAAAAAAUAAUUUGGGAGAAACAG
This is a messenger RNA of Felis catus (domestic cat), 4438 nucleotides long. It is a transcript of the gene LRRC32, whose product is annotated as leucine rich repeat containing 32. Gene Ontology annotation, molecular function: protein binding. Lineage: Eukaryota; Metazoa; Chordata; Mammalia; Carnivora; Felidae. The record is from RefSeq and is a predicted model, not a curated record. Bases 315 to 2306 code for a protein of 663 amino acids. Gene Ontology annotation, cellular component: extracellular matrix. The transcript has 3 exons.